AUGAGACUUUUUUAUAUAGUAAAAGAGACAGAAAAAGAGAGCCGUUCAGCUGAUAAACCUUCAUAUAUAGCUCCCCCACCUGCUGGCCCUCCACCUGGUGUUGACCAACAACUAUAUGCUUGGUUCAAAGCCGUAGAUACUGACGGUUCAGGUCAACUUACAGCUGACGAACUUCAAAAGGCUCUAAUUAAUGGCGAUUGGAGUCCUUUCAAUAUCGAAACUGUCCGUCUGAUGGUAAAUAUGUUUGAUACAGAUAAUAGCGGAACUAUUAACUUUAAUGAAUUUGCUGGAUUAUGGAGAUAUAUUGAAGACUGGAAACGAUGUUUCCAAGCUUUUGACUCUGACCGUUCUGGUAGCAUCAAUCAAUCAGAAAUGACCAACGCUUUAAGAUCUUUCGGUUUCAACGUAUCACCCAAAUUUGUUAGUAUUUUAAUACAAAAGUAUGAUCGAUAUGCCUCUGUUCACACCACAGGUAAAGGUGAUGUCUCUUUUGAUAACUUUGUUCAAGCAUGUGUUACAGUCAAGACUUUGACUGAUUCUUUCCGACAAUUCGAUAACGACCAAGAUGGUUGGAUUCAAAUCAACUAUGAACAGUUCCUUGAACUCGUCAUCCGUCAACGUGCUUAA
This is a messenger RNA of Mycotypha africana, 627 nucleotides long. RefSeq lists its product as uncharacterized. The transcript is spliced from 4 exons. Gene Ontology annotation, molecular function: calcium ion binding. The record is from RefSeq and is a predicted model, not a curated record. The coding region runs from base 1 to 627 and encodes 208 amino acids. Lineage: Eukaryota; Fungi; Mucoromycota; Mucoromycetes; Mucorales; Mycotyphaceae.